AUGCUCUUCUACUCGACAACAAUUUUCCUCAUACGUGAUCCGUUUCGAAAAGUUUUUCUUUCGAGUGAUGUGCCGUUGUCUGUUGUCAUCACCCACACGUGGUUCGCGCCAAUAUUGUGCCCCUUUAUUGCAAUUUUAUUGUAUUUUUGUUUUUGGCUCCCCUUUACAACUCUACCUAGUACUUCCUUGGUACCAUCAUAUUCUUUUGCUUUAUCAACAUUUGCGAUCUCGGCUUGGUUGGAAUCCUUUGCAGAACCUUAUGUUAUAUUAUCACUCCGAUAUGGCUUGGAUGCUCAAUAUGCAUUCAUUCAAGCUUUUUUGCUUAUAAUGCAACGAGUUUUUGUACUUGUUCUAGUCAAUACGAUGUCAUUCGUUCCUGUUUAUGCAUUUUGUUUUGCGCAGGUUCUAUCAUCUUGUUGUUACACUCUUCUAUGUAUAUAUUUAUUAAUUUCCAAUAUUCGUCGUGCUGGAAUAUCUAUUAAAGGAUUCGAUGUUGUAUAUCUUUAUCCUCAUUUUCCAGGAGCUUUAUCAAAAGAGAAUAUGUCAGUACUCGGAACAUUUAUGGUUCAUUCGAUUUUCAAACAAGUACUUACUGAUGGCACUGGUUAUGUCUUAACAUUCACAAAUUUCUUUACUUUAUCAGAUCAAGCUGUCUUUGAUGCUGUUGAAAAAAUUGGUAGCUUGGUUGCUCGGAUUAUAUUUGCACCUGUGGAACAUUCUGCUUAUUUAUAUUUUUCGUCAUGUUUUCGAAGAGCAUCUUCGAUGGAAAGCAGAAACGAGGUUGAAGUAAAAAAAGGUCUGAAUGCAAUGAAUGGUCUCCUGCAUAUUGUUGCUGUUAUUGGUAUUGUUGUAUUCACUUUUGCUUUAACUUAUUCACCUCUUGUUGUAAAAUUGUAUGGUGGUGAUUUGUUGGUCAACAGUUUAGGAGCGAAUAUUUUGAGAUUUUACUGUUUUUAUAUAAUUGUCAUAGCAAUCAAUGGUGUUACAGAAUGUUUUGCCAUGGCUACAAUGAGUAAAGAACAGCUUUGUUCUCACGGUUGGUUUCUAGUUUUAUCCUCACCGCUGCACAUAUUGUUGUCGUCGUUACUUUCUUACGUACUUGGUUCGUAUGGUUUGAUAUUGGCAAAUGUAAUCAAUAUGGUGAUGAGAAUAGCAUACUGUUGGCAACAUGUCCGUCGAUUCUCCUGUGGACAAGUCAAUUUUUUAAAAAUUUUUCCAGAUUUUUCUACGAACUUUAUCUUAUUUUUUUGUUUGAUCAUCACAUCUAUUUCACUUUUGAUUUUUGGUCAAGUCGAUGGAAUUAUGUAUAGUGCUGCGCAUGUGGCUGUUGGAGGCGCCCUUCUACUCGUUGUUGUCAACCAUGUUUAUCAAAAUGAUAUUCAGCUAGCUAAAUUUUUACAUGACCGAUUUUUAGAAGUUCAUGAAGAUUAG
Thelazia callipaeda (thelaziosis nematode) is the source of this 1431-nucleotide messenger RNA. Lineage: Eukaryota; Metazoa; Nematoda; Chromadorea; Rhabditida; Thelaziidae. The record is from the annotation of a GenBank genome assembly.